Molecule: messenger RNA, 1551 nt
Organism: Carica papaya (papaya)
Lineage: Eukaryota; Viridiplantae; Streptophyta; Magnoliopsida; Brassicales; Caricaceae
Source: RefSeq, a predicted model, not a curated record
UUAAGCCACUUAAAAUGGAGACAAUCCAUAAUCCCAUGAAUCUAUCUCGUUGCCUAAGCAUGUGGUAAGUGAAGGAGGAUAUGACAACAGAGCCUAAACAACCGACUGCUGUGGCGCAAACAGAGAGCCAACUUGAAAAACUGCUUCUAACCUUAAACUGGUUUUUAUGUAACGUUGGUCCAGUGAAUCCGCGAACCAUUAGGCCAUGAUGGCGUGUGUGGGAGGCAAUUGAAACAACGUUGGCAAUUACGAUCACUAUGAUGUAUAGAGGAAAGAUCCAUGUAACUCUAAAUAUCCCAACAGGAAAACAAAAGAAAGCGCCAACCACAGUUGCAACUGCUGCAAUGAGUUGUUGGUUUGUUCCACGGUCAAAGUUGGUGGAAACAAAAGCCAAAAUAGGAGCAGCUAAAACCAAGCCUGUACUCCAAGAAAUUGAAGUCCAUUCUAAUGGCGAGAAUUUGAGAUCAUUAACGAACACUGAUCGUUGUGUUAACCUUGCAUAACUGUAAAUAAUCAAACAAUGAGAAUAUUUCAACAGGUAUGAAUAAUGUUAUAUAAGCGAUAUUAAAAGAGAUACGAGUACUUACAGUUUCAUUUCCUCGACCCUACAAGGCAAACCGAGAGAAUUUCGAGUCCAACCGCUAGUAGGUUCUGGUGGUGAUUGAGAAGGAAUUUCACUGAUAAGGAGAGGGAAGACAAUGGGAAUAAGAGCAGAAGGGAUCAAAUAAGUGCAAAAUUCGUACAAAUACCAAAUCCAAACUUCCCAUCUUGAAGGUUUCUCGACAGUUCUUGAAUAAGUAGUGUAGGCCUCAUUAGCUCUCUCAAGUUUCAUGGCAGUGUUGUGGAUGUCCGGUGUUUCCAUGUCUUUUGAUAUCUUUAUAUGUUACUGGUUUUUGAAUGUGAUGAUGAAGAUUUAAAGGCAAAUUUGCAGAGAUGAAGCGAAGGUUACAAGACGAAGACAGACCUCGAUUUGUUCAUUUAUACAUUAACAUAGAUGGGAUAUUAGCAUCAUUCUUCAUUUUCUGUCUUUAUCUUCUAUGUGACACCGUGUUUUUAUUAUUAAUUAAAACCUAAUAAAAUAAUAUUAUAAAAAUUUGAAUGACAAUCCAUUGAUUCGAUCUCUACAAACGGGGAUUGGAGAUAACCAGCAGUAAAACACAAAUCAAAUGCAAUUACGGAGCAGAGCAAGGUGAAGAUGGUGUUCUUCUCUUAUCCACCCACGCCGAAGCAACUGGCUCUAUCGAUCGGAUUCUUUCUCACUGGCGCCUCCUUCUUCGUCGCCGGAGCCUAUCUAUCGCUCAACAACAUCGCUCCACAGCAAGCUCGCGUCAAGGCCCGUAGUGACUACGUCAAGGACCGCUUGAGAAAAUGGCUAGACAGUUAAUCGUCAAGAAACAUCUUCGGCUUCUGAUUACCAGAGAGAAUUUCCCUGCUCGCUCUCUCUCUCUCUGUUUCUUUACUCUCUUCCAGAGAGAAAAUGGCGAGGGUGAAAAAAUCCAAUCAUCAAAUGGAGGCACUGCAACAAAGAGCAUCCAAAGCAGAGAAUGCGGA